GAAAAGGCAGCUCACCUUCAAUCACUUCUAAGAAAAAGAGCUAGAUUUGCUUGGACCGACGUGCAGGCCAAGGCAUUUCAAGAGCUCAAGGAUGCGCUAGUCUCAGCGGCAGUAUUAGCGUACCCAAACAAGGAACAACCAUUCAAGUUGAUGACCGAUGCUUCAGACAUAGCACUCGGAGCGGUAUUGAUGCAAUGGAAUCCAGAAGAAAAUAGAGACUACGUUGUUUCCUAUGCAUCGAAGGCCUUAAAUCCAGCAGAGAAGAAUUACGACACAACAGAUCGAGAAGGAUUGGCAGCAGUUUGGGCAAUAAGAAGAUACAAACGAUACCUCCACGGCAGGCACUUUGAACUCUUCACAGACCAUAAGGCACUACUCUCUAUCAUCCAUAAGCUAGAGCCUAGAAGUAAGCGAAAGGCUAGAUGGGUCAGCGAAUUACAAGAAUAUGAUUUCACUAUAUGGCAUCUUGAAGGCAAAAAGAACGUCAUUGCCGAUGCCCUAUCCCGAGACCCUAAAUUUGGAGAAAAAGCACUCACUGAUAGAGCAUUAAAAGUGCGAAGAGGAGUUUUGUUCAUCGAAAAGAAGCCAAACCAAUGGAGAAGAGUAAUCCCAAGCCCAAACCACGAAGAAAUUAUCAGAUCAGUCCACGAACAAGGACAUAUGGGUAUCCACAGCACUGUAAACAAGAUCAAGGAACGAUUUUGGUGGCCUGGCAUUAGUAAACAAGUAGCAGAAUUCAUUUCAACUUGUGACCAAUGUCAACGGGAAAAGAAACCCCAGAAGGCAAAAGACAUUUACCCAAUAAUCGCUUCCAGACCAUUCGAAAUAGUAGGAAUUGACCAUGUCGGACCUCUACAUGAGACACCAGAAGGCUAUCAGUAUAUGAUCAUUGCUCAAGAUUAUUUUACCAAAUGGCCUAUUGUCAAACCUACUAAGACCACCAACAUGGAUGAAGCUCUCAAGUUCGUCUAUGAAGAAAUCUACACUGUUUAUGGGAAGCCUCAGCAGCUCAUAUCCGAUCAAGGAUCAGCCUUCACAGGAGAACUCUGGAACGCCGCAAUGAAGAAAUGGAAGAUCAAUCAUACUCCUACCACAGCGGCAAAUCCACAGGGGAAUGGCCAAGUUGAACGUUUCAAUCAGACUUUAGUGAAAAUGCUACAGAAGAAACUUGGAGCCAGAAAGAACCAAUGGCAUUUGAAAAUACCUGGACUACUGAUGGACUAUCGAGCAUCAGUACAAGCCACCACAGGAAGGACCCCA
Paraglomus occultum is the source of this 1260-nucleotide messenger RNA. NCBI's taxonomy places the organism in Eukaryota, Fungi, Glomeromycota, Glomeromycetes, Paraglomerales, Paraglomeraceae. The record is from the annotation of a GenBank genome assembly.